Messenger RNA from Drosophila teissieri, 1691 nucleotides. RefSeq lists its product as uncharacterized. The transcript has a single exon. Lineage: Eukaryota; Metazoa; Arthropoda; Insecta; Diptera; Drosophilidae. The record is from RefSeq and is a predicted model, not a curated record.
CUUAAUCUUAAAUUAACUCCUUUAAUUAUUUUGCGAUCUAUAAAGACAUCAACAAGGUUACUCCAAGAAACGAUUUUUAAGCUGGUUAGCUGCUUUGUAGUAGUGAAAAUGUCAAAAAAAAAAAUUGUAUACAUUGAGCGAUUAAUAAUUGCCGUAAUGUUAUGAAAUUUGUGGCGGUAUGCCAAUAUUAGUUUACAAUUAAUUAUUUUUGCUCGUAUUUCUUCUUCUUUUAGAUUUAGUAGGUGCACCAGCUGUGUCCAUUUGCGUUAAUACCAGGUGUGCCGCAUUUUAUUUAUGCGUAGAACCACUUAGGCUCGCAUGGAUUAGGGAAAACCUAUCAUUAAAACGGGAUUAAAGAAAUUACAGAAAUGAAAUGUGUUAAUGUAUUUGCUCCCCCGUAACUGCUACCUGUAACACAUUUUUGUGUUUCAGGUAUGCAGUCAUAAAAACAGCGGAAUGAGAGAAAUGACUUGACUAUCUGUUACAUAUAAAUAAGACAUGGGCGCUGAGAAACAGUAUCAGUUUUUAAAAGACUAUCCUACCGACAAGAGCGUCUCUGCAAUCAGCAUUGUAAAACAUCUGAUCAGUAUGUCAGCACUAACCUGCACACAGUUUCUGAACCUGAAUUUAAAGGAUGUUUCGUCAAUGUCCACCACCGUCACAUUAAAUGCAGCCUGCUUUGGACGGCGCGACUUGAACUUAUUUAUUGAGAGUCUAGAAACCAUAUCUCGCUUGGAGAAGGAGAGACACGAGAGAUGCCAGCUUCACCGCGAGCAAAGACUACAUCAGGUGCGAAAGACAGCGUUGGCGGAUAACCGAUGCUCCAGUCCGACACCCACAGCCGAGGAAGCCGUAGACGAGCCGCUCUUAUAUCUGGAGUCCAAGUGCAUACCUUAUGCUGUUUCUGACCAUAUGGUUGCACAGAGCGACCGCACACCUUGUCCCGAAUACCAUAUGUGUGACGACGAAGCGUACCGAAAUGUUUCAUAUUCAGCGCGCAGCAGCGUUACCUACUGUAGCUGAGGUGAAAUCUCCACCCUGGAUUCAGACCUCGGAGAGUCCGAAGUUAAGAGGGUACCAAUUGUGCAUGCGACCUCCCAGGCUAUAACGCAGAAUACAUAUAGUUCAACGCGAUCCCGCAUAAUUAACUUUGUGUUAAAGAGAAAUAGGGCUAAGCCCACUUUCGCGGAGCAUCUGCAGCGACAUGAACAGUGCGACACGUUAUCUAGCGAGAACAUAAGUCACGAGUUCUCACGGCUUACUACUAGUCAAAAAAGGUCACCUGAGUAUAGUUUUCUGGAUAAAGCUCUUCGAUAUCUUACAUUAUAAAAUGCUUCUCUAUGCAAACAUUAUGUUGUAGGUUUGUUUAUAAAACAUUUGAUACUAUUAAAGUUAAUUGACACAAGCUUUAAAAUCAUUAUAACAUUACACUAACAAGUCGUACGGGAUAUAAUUAUGGUAAAAGUUAUUGGCUUAUAAACGAAUCCAGCUGGCAAGCUAUAGAUUUGUAGGUCGCGAACAGUGGCUAGCAAUGAACUUUCAGAUCUCUGCUAUCUUAAAUCUGCUUUUCAGCAAAAAGGUGCCUUUUCUAAUUUAUAGCUUUUGAAAGAUUUACACGUAUUUCAAUUUCCGAUACUUUCUCCCAAAUAAAACGUCACAUAAUCAACAUUCCCUUAAUUUCGACAUUAACU